AUGUUGGAAGGAGGAUCACCAGUGCCUCGCCGUAAGCCGCGUCUCACCGAGGAAAGGUCAGCAAUAUUUUCAUCGUUUUUUGCCCCGCGUAAUUACGGCCUUCCUUCGCGAAUUGUCAGCGCGCCGCCAGCUAAAUUAUACUUCCUAAUGCUUCUGUUCAGAAGAUCUUAAUUCGAGAGAAACUUAUGAUAUUCUGAAAUUAGAGUCAAAUGUAUUUUUGACCCUUCAUUUUUGAGGUCUUGAAGAAGUUCAUAUUUUCAAAUUCAAAUUCCUUUUAAAUUCCUGAUUUUUCAUAACGACUUAAUUAUUGAAAAAGUCUUGACACAGGAAAAGUAACAAAAUAAAUUUUCAUUCUCUCCAUUUUUUUUUUACCGUUCGGGAAUAAUCGAAAUCAAUUUCCACAGCUCUAAAAAUCCAAUUUUUUUUAAGGCAUAAUUUCUCUGAAACUUUUCCGUAACUUCAUAAUUUAUGAAUAUUCCUAAAAUUCGAAAAAAACUCGGUUACGAACUUAUAUAUAAAAAAAUAAUGGGGUUUAAACAAAAAAACGUUACGAAAAAUUUGAACUUGAAAUUUUUUUCAACGAUUUCAUAGAUUACGAGAUCUACAAGAUAGAAAAAAAUGGGAUCUACCCGGAGCAAUGCUCAAUUUUUUUCAUUGAAGAAAAAAAUUCAUCAAUUGAGCUUUACUUCUGAUUCUCCAAAAGAAUAGAUCUCUUGGAACAAUUUGAAAAUAGAAAGGGCAUCCAUCUCAAUUCAACUACUUUUUUCGCUUUGCGUACUCGAUUGUCUAGAACCCAGAAAAGAGUCAGAAUGCUGGAAAUCACGGCGACGACUGCAUUUGGGAACAGGGAUUUCCUUCUCGACGUGUUCUGUGAUUGCUUCGCGUCGUGUUGUUUUGCCCGCUUGUCAAUAACGUGCCGGAUAAUUUGCAGAAACGUUCAGUUUAUAGCCUUGGUCUUUCAAAAUAUUAGAUAUUCAAGGCCAUAUCUUUUUUUUUGCAAUUCUUAUUUGAACUUUUUUUUUUUGAAAUACUUCACAAUGAUGUGCAUGGAUAUAUAUCUUUUUAAAUUUACAGACCUCAUAAACUAGUCUUUUUCGAAAAAGAAACUUUUCGAAUAAUUGACAUUGCGGCUUCUAAAGGUCUUCGAAAAUUCAAAAAGCAAACCUUUUCACAGUUUUAACAUCGCUGACGGCCAAGAGAACAGACAUUUAAUUUUAUGAAUUCGUUUUCUCGAAAUUUCAGUUUUCCGAUAAGCAACCCCUUUUGACCAACUUUUUGAACAACCAGAGAAGCUGUAGCUGGUGGGAAGUAUGUAAACAUUCGAAGUAAAUGACCUCACGGCUUCCGAAAAGCUCAAAAAUCGAGGCCUUUCAAAAUUGCUCCAAAGUCAUAAGAGGUCAAUCUAGAUUGCUUUUGAUGAAAAUAUUCGUCGGAGCAGUAAAACUUUUCAUUUUUUCCUUGAAUUCAAAGAACGGCUUGUUCCCAGCCAGUUCUUGUUUAUAUCCAAUAAACGGCUCGAAAUUAGCAAAAAGGCUAUAAAUAAACAGAUAUCGCCACAUGUCCACUUCAAAAAGUUUUUUUGCAGUCCCUUUAGCUAAUUUUGAUAAUUUAUUGAUUUCUUAGUUUUUUUAAUGUUUCUUCAUUUUUGAACACAAAAAAAUAAAAAAAGCUGUUAGUUAACUCAGAAAAUUUGUUUAAGAGGUCAAGGUAUGGAAAAAAACGGAAAUUCAUUUUUUUAAUUUUUUUAAUUUUUUUGAACUUAAGAACUUCAUAACUGGAGAGAACAAAUUGGGGGAAAAAAAGGAAAGAAUGAAACAAACUUAUAUUCACCGCAAUAUUGGAUUAGCUGUAUAAGUUCAUUGAAAUUCCCUCUUGCUAUAUUUCAAAUUUUUUCUGUUGAAUUGAGUUUGAACUUAAAAUUUUGACCUCUUCAGUUUCUCUGACUGCAUAAUGGGAAAAAAGCCUCGCAACCUCUUCUUUAGUUCACCAAACUUGGUAAUUAUCUAUGAGGUGAUGGUAUGUUUCCAAGGGAUAAUUUCAAGCCUAUACUUCCGUUUUUGACUUUUUUCUACUUUUCAAGGAAGUUCCUUUUACUCAAUGGCUGUGAUUUUUCUGCAAGUUGGUUGGUAUGCCCUUUAGUGUAAAGUUUAUUUUAAAAUUUUAACCAGCAAAGUGUUUCAGUUUUCCAUGGAACAAACUUUGAGGUCAAAGAAAACUUUUGGAAUAAGGGUUUCUUUUUUCAAAAUUUUAGCCUUUUUUCACUUCAUAAGGUUCAGCAAGUUGAAAGUUUUAUGAUUCCGAACAAAGAAAAAUCCGAACAAAAUAUUAUAACGUCUUUUCUUGCCAGAAUGAAAAAGAACAACAUGUUCAUCUUCAUAUUCGUCCUUUUUUCUCCAGCUUUUUUUCCAGUCGAUUUGUUUCCCGGAUGGGUGUGCGCGAGCCGUCAUUUAGUGAAUACAUUUGCAACUGAAAAAAGAACCCUCAGCAGCGUAAUUCUAUUUUGUAUCUUCUUCGUAGAACGAUUGGUCUGCAACUAAAAAAAAUUUAGUGGAACAAAUUGUUGGCAACAAACGCUUCUUCCGACAUUGCACUCUGUAUUAUUUAUUAGUUGCGCGGUAGUUUUCCCUUUUUUGGUCCCAUUCUCAUUCAUGCUCUCCGUCAGAAGGAAUUUGCCCUCAGUCAGUCUUUGUUUUCAGGAAUUUUCUUCUAUUUUUCUAGACGCCAUAACUUUAUAGAUUUAAGCCAAGCGUGAAACUGUAACAUAAAAAAAGUUGGAGGUGAACUUUUUUCCACAAUUGAUAAAGCGCCUUAGUUUUAAACAAUCGGAGAUGUCUGGACUCUUCAACUUUGACGCUGAAGUCGUAACUGAACUUAGAACCUAAUUUCUAGGGGAAAAAAAUCCUAUAAUUUUUCAAAGAAAAGAUUUUUUCGCAAGUGAAAAAUCUGAGUUAUGUGGCAAAUUCAGUUGAAUUCCAUGCUUGGGAAGUAAUCACUUUGUGACUCAUAAAAAAAUAUUGAUGAUAAGCAUCAAGCUUCUUAAUUAAAAAAAUAAAUAUUACUCACUUUCUUGCUCAUCCCAGUUCAAGGUAUUCCGGCUAAAAACAAAUAUUAGUCAGUGUCUUACCUUUUCCAAUUCAAGGUAUUCCUACUAAAUCAAAUAUUAUUCAUCGUCUUCCCUAUUCCAAUUCAUGGUAUUCCGACUGCCCAGACGCCUUAACCUUCCCAACUCAUGUCAAGCGGAAUAAUGGUCGAAACAGAAUUUUGAUUAAAAACAUGUUAUGGCCAUUUCUAUCACAUCUUAACGUACCUUUCUUUGCCCCGCCUCUCUAAAAUUCUUUAUAAGUUUAAAAAAGCUGUGUCUACCCCCGAAAAUAAUGUUUUUGUCUCUGUUUCCCAAAACCCUUUACUAGAUCCCUUUUUUUAAAACAGCAGACAAAGGCUCAUAAAAAAUUUUGUAGGCUCCAAUAAUUGGCGCCUUUGGCGGCCCUUUUUCAACCUCAUCACAUAUUUUUUAACUGCUAUUAUAUUGGAAGCUAAAAAAAUAGCACAGUUUGAAAAUAGAAAAUUAAAAGAAAAAAAACAUGGAAAUAAAUAAUUUCCAGUUUCGAAAUUUUAUAACUUCAAAAUGUUUAUAGAUGAUUUUUUUCAUAAAAUUUAAGUAAGUAGAGUUUUUUUCAAACUUAAGAGCUUGACAGACAAUAAUUCUAUAGAGAUAAGUUACAGGAAGCCCCUUAAUAAAUCAAAAAUUUUUUUCUCAAAAAAACGAGUUUUUUUAUACACAAUGAGGCAUAAAUUGUGCCUUCAAAGCUCUGUUUAUCAAUUUAAUAAUGAAAUUUCCUGCUUUGCUUAUGAAGGCUUCACCUUGUGUGUACUUUUCCCAAAAGAAUACAAUCGACAGCGAAAACAAAAGGCAAGCAGCAAAAACAAUAAUAUCAGAUAUUUAGGCUGCCGGCAACGUUUUUCUUCUUUUGGUAUGCUUUUUUGAUUUUUUUUUUCCGGUUUCAGAAAAGAGAAACAUUAGGCGCCGAAAUUCAAAGGCAACAAGGCGCGUCAUAAAUAUUGAUUGAAUCAUUUUUCUCCGUCUCAAAAGGGUGCCCAAUAAGUUGGUGUGAGAUUGGCUUCCCAUUGAAAUUCUGUUAAUUAUUGAAUAAUUCGGAUUUCUUUUUUGACUGAAAACCUCUUUGGUAACUUUCCUUCAAAUUUUUACUCAACGGAAAAAUCACACUAAGCGACCGAUUCCAAACAAAAAAGGAGACGGCAAACACCAUUUUCCCGUUUCAAUCUCCACUACAAAGAAGAACUCAGUGGCUCGCUUAUUUUGCCUUCAAAGCCUGUCUCAUAUUACGUGUGUUGCGAGAGGCAGAAGGAAAAAAGGAAAGAAAAAAAUCGAAGAAAAUGCGAGCUUGGUUUUGCUAUUUCCGGUAACUAAUUCCUCUUGCGGGGAGCUUUACGCAACACAUUAGUGCUCAAUCGAAUUUAGAGAUAUUUGGAAUUUCAUUCACUUUUUUCUGAAAAAAUCCCCAUUUCUUUCGAGUUGUUGAAUGAUAUCUGAGAUCAUCAGGAUCACUAAUAACGAUACAUUUUUCACGAAUUUAAGAUUUGUACCCUUCAUUUUCAUUCUUUCUUUCUUUCGGUCCCAAAAUUUUGUUCCGUGUUGUUUUUUUUUUUCGAGCGCUCCACCUAAUGAAAUUCAAAGACUGCCGCGAAAUGUGCAAAUGAAAAUUAGGGAGGCAAGCUGGCGUCGCACAAAAGAACAAAAAGCGAGGAAGGGCUCUCGGUGAUGAGCCUGAUGGAUGAACCUUCGGUUGUUAGUAGGAAACAGUCGGCGAGUGAUCUCCAAAGUCGUCUCAAGACUCGAAAGCUGCUCGGCGUUGGCGAAUUGGCGAGGAAUGGCGACGUCUACCGGUCUAAGGUAUAUUUCUGUUCAAACACUGCUUUCUCACGUUCGAAAUAGAAACUCAAAAAAAAAAAAUAUUUUGACUUUCGUCUUUUUUUUUAUUUGUUCCGUAUAAAAGCACUUCCUAAACCGGGAAUUUCCCCAAACUUAUCACAUGGAAUGAAAUUUCGAAUUUUUUUCCUGAUUCCGUUGAAGUCGAUUUCUAAACAAAUACUUUCAGGCUCCUUUUUUUGAUACAAAUUAUUUCAAACUAGUUUUUCAAUGAUUUUUCAAUCUAGCCUAAACCAUGAAAGCUCAAAAAAAUCAAAAAACUAAGAUUUUUUUUUGCAAUCCUUUUCUUGGACUCUUCUCCUUUUCAUCUCCUCUGAGAAUUCGAAUCUAAUUGAAAUUCGAACAAACUAGAAAAAAGUCGAAAUUUUUCUUCCUGGUGGUCUCGAAACACAAAAUUAAUUGAAUCAGAGAAGACCUGGAUGAAUAAUCAGAAAGUUGCAGAUUUCCCAGCUCCUCGGCAUCAAUGAAAGUUUGUACGUUCGGCUGCCACGAGGGCUCAUGUACUGGAACACCGUCAACACCUUGUACUUUUACAUGACGGGAUUUUUGGUUAGUUUUUCAAAAAUGGAUACUAAAAAACUCUUUAUGAAAUGCAUAAUGUUUUGAAAAAAAGUUUUUUCAAUCCAAACUUUUUCAGUGCAUUGUGCUUCCUCGAGCUGGAAUUCGGAUUGACUAUGGUGUCAGCGUCACUUCAGACCAAUCUUUGGCGCUCAUUCGUCUCUAUGGAGCCGUUCUCCUUUCCUAUGGCCUUCUCUUCAGGUUAUCCAAAUUGAAAAAGGAGUUUAGGGUUUUUUUUUUCAGAAGUAUUCUGUUGCAACGAGAAACUCGAGCCGAAAUCGCCACUCUUCUGCUGGUCACUGCAAUUCUUCACUCCCUCCAAACUGCGGGUAACUUUUCCAAAACUAAGAAAUGUCGAAGCUUUGCGUUCCGUUCUAUAGUGUGCCGUAGUGCGCAAGUAGUAUCAAGUCGGCUGAAAGUUGAAAUUAGCAUUCUGAGCUGCUUUUCUGCAAUCAUCAUUUCGAAUUUUCAGUAUCAAUCAUCGCCGGAAUGGCUAGCCCUCUGAAUAUUGCGCUUCACCUGGGAAUCAUCAUUGGAAAUCUUUGCUACCACACCUUUGUUGAUGGUCAAGGUAUUUUUUUUUUGCUUUUUUUUUUACUAGCAUAGGCUUCUAUAAAGUGAGUUCCUUUUCGCUGCAAGAAAAGUUUAGAUUUAAAAAAAUACAAAAGAAGAGAGAUAAUUGUCUCGACAGGGCGUAAUUUAAUUAAACUUCCCGCGUUCGUUUGAAUGUUGGUUUUUUUUUUGUAGCAAAAGAUUAGAGUUUUCUUGGAAUAAAUGUACUUUUUCUGUUUUCAAUCUGAUGAACCGUCUAAUUGGGUUUGAAUAGGCGAUAAUUUUACUUUCUUAGAAACUUUGUGAAAAAGUUUCUGAUUUCUAAAAUUCAAUAUGUAGAUUUUUCGGCUAUCCGAAUGAUUGAAAAAUGCUGAAUAUUUUGUCAGGUUACAAUUUGGCCCCGAAAAAUAAAAGGAAAACUCAAAUUGAGAAUAAGGCGCUAAAAGGAGUUUUCAAAGAGUAUGUUGCUAAGUAUGUUGCUCAUGUUACAAAGCUUUUUUUCCACAGAAUGAUUACGUUAAAAUAAAAAAAUGAAGGGGGUGAACAGACUAUAUUUCAGAAAUUUAUCAAGAGUGUAAAUUUUCUGAUUGUCGUGAAUUUCGAUUGUAAUUGACCAAAAAAAAAGUUUGGUUCAGCCAUUUUGCAAUUUUUCGAAACUGCAAUUGGUCACUCAAACAUCCCAUAUAACUUACAACUUCUUCCCAAAAAGAACAACAAGAAAAAAAAACAUACGAAGCGUUGAAAAAUUCAUUAUCAUCUUCAAGCUACUGAUAGGAGCGAAAACCAUUAAAGGUCGGGUGCAAAUAUGAAAAGAGUUCCCAGACGCUAUUUUUUCGUCGAUAGUAAGACUAAAAACAUUGCAAUUCAAUCAAAAAAAAAAUUUGAGUCUUCAAAUUUUCAGGCGGUCUCCACCGACAAGUCUUCCGUAUCAUUGAAGACUACUCAUUGAUUUCGAAUUCUCCAAUCGUCGAGAAGAAACCCUUGGUCGACUUGAUCAUCCCAACCGAUUCCCAUACCAAAUGCGAAUAA
Caenorhabditis auriculariae is the source of this 7087-nucleotide messenger RNA. The record is from the annotation of a GenBank genome assembly. NCBI's taxonomy places the organism in Eukaryota, Metazoa, Nematoda, Chromadorea, Rhabditida, Rhabditidae.